Messenger RNA from Pseudophryne corroboree (corroboree frog), 1495 nucleotides. Its product is annotated as acetylserotonin O-methyltransferase-like. Bases 31 to 1179 code for a protein of 382 amino acids. Gene Ontology annotation, biological process: methylation; melatonin biosynthetic process. The record is from RefSeq and is a predicted model, not a curated record. NCBI's taxonomy places the organism in Eukaryota, Metazoa, Chordata, Amphibia, Anura, Myobatrachidae. The transcript has 9 exons. Gene Ontology annotation, molecular function: acetylserotonin O-methyltransferase activity.
GCUGAUUUAGCCAUUGCAUUUAACACCAACAUGAGCUCCACAGAAGAUCCUGAUUAUCCACAGCAACUCCUCAAUUAUAGAGAUGGAUUUAUUGUCUCAAAGGCCAUGUUUACAGCAUGCGAGCUGGGAGUGUUUGAUUUGCUACAUGAACUAGGGGAGCCUCUGACAACAGCAACCAUUGCUUCUCGCUUGUGUACCAGUGUAGAUGGAACAGACCGGCUGCUCACUGCCUGUGUUGGACUGAAACUCCUGAAAGUUGAAUUGAAAAAUGAUGAAGCUUAUUACUCCAAUACUGAUCUUUCCACCACAUAUCUGGUCAAGUCAAGUCCAAAGACAAUGUAUCCAAUGAUGAUGUACUGCACUAACACCGCCUAUAUCUGCUGGCAAUUCUUACCUGAAGCUAUAAGAGAAGGAAAAUGCCAGUAUGAAAGAGCAUUUGGGGUAUCUUCAGAAGAUUUAUUUAAUGCGAUUUACAGGUCAGAAGAGAUGUUGGUGACAUUUAUGGGUUUUAUGGACUCCAUAUCGAAUAACUUUGGGAAGUACGCGCUACAAGCUUUUGAUCUCUCUACGUUCCACACAGUCUGUGACCUUGGAGGAUGUUCGGGAUCUAUUGCAAAGCAAUAUGUGUCUACAUAUCCUGGAUCCAAUGUCACUAUUAUGGACCUGCCAAAAGUGAUACAAACAGCUAAGAGAUAUUUCAUAACAGAUAGUGAUCAACACAUAUCUCUCCUUGAAGGGUACAGUACUGUUCAGGAUUGGGAAUUUAGUAAAACCCUUUUGGUGAUACUUAUUGAAGCCGAGGUGGACUGUAGAGUUUCAUUAUCCCUGAUGAGAUUAGGAGAUUUCUUCACUGACCCAAUUCCUGAAGCAGACCUUUUUAUUUUAUCCUCUAUUAUUCAUGACUGGACAGAAGAGAAGUGUCAUCAUCUGCUGAAGAAAGUUUAUCAAUCCUGUAGGCCUGGAGGUGGUGUUCUGCUGAUUGAACAUCUAUUAAAUGAAGAUAAAAGUGGCCCUGUGGCUUCCCAGUUAUUCUCAUUAUACAUGUUGGUCCUGACGGAAGGCAGAGAAAGGACCCCAUCUGAAUACACCAAGCUCCUCACAGACUGUGGCUUCAGGGACAUACAAGUGAAAUCAACUGGAACGCGAUAUGAUGCAAUCCUGGGAAGAAAAUUACAGUAAUAUUAAUUUUUUGGUUUAUAGAUAUGAUUCUACGUAUGUGUCUGUAACAGCCUGGUUGUUUUCUUCCCUGUAUUAAUAUCAUAUUAUUAAAGAAAACAUACUAUUUUUAUCAUUUAAUAACUUAUCACAAUAACUAAUUACAGCUAUAUACAUUUUAAUAACUUCUUUGCAAAGUUAUAUGCAGGAAUUAUACCUCUUUAGGAUAAUUAGGAUAAUUCUAUUCAAGCAAGAUUGCAUGCAAGAUAUAGUAAAGUAAAGCAAAGUGUGUUUUCAUAACCAAUUAAUCUUCAAUAAAGUUCACAUAUAUUAUUAAACA